ACCAGGGAGGCAGGCGCCUGGGCUCUUUGGAGUGAGAGUGGGAAGAACUGGAGGGACACCACUUUGCUCUUUUGGAGGCGUCAGACAGUCGGCUGUUUCACCGGUAAAAUCUCCUUAAGUCCUGAGAUUUAAGGAAGUAAAAACUCAGCCGAGACCCAGUAUGAGGCUGGAAGGACAUCAGCAGACCCGAGUUCCUAUCGGUUGAUUUAUCUGCUUUAAAAACUGUUCUCAGAGUCCAAAACCAGAAACAUGACGGAGAGAAACAAAGGCUGCUUUAUCGUCAGGCACACACCUCAUCCCAGAAGAGUUUGCCACAUCCAAGGUUUGAACAACGUCCCCAUCUGCACUGUGAAGGAUGACUUGCCCAUCAGAAUGCUGUGCUGCCCUCGCCAGUUAAGUCCUUCACAGAAGAAUGAGACAACACUAGCAAAAGUCAGUAACCCACCCAGAAGCGCAUCCCCAGAGAGCCUGAGUAUCCGAGGAGUGUCACCAGCCAAAAACAAAGUGCCCGAAAGGCCUCACUCUGAGCCAUUUAGAAAAAUCAAUCAUAACUUCAGAACUUCCAGAGACAAUCCCUUGGUGAAUAAGAAGGAUGAAUAUAAACCUAAAAAGCCACUAGUAGCCUCAAGGAUGUGCUCUGGGGCUGCCUCCCCGUCCUCAGAUGUGAUGAACACCAGAAUCAACAGGAAUGAAAACACUGUGUGCAUACCUAACUACCUGGAUCAGGAGAUAAAGAUCCUGUUGAAGCUCUGUGACAUUUUACAUACUGAUUCUCUGACAGAGGUUCUGGACUGGCUGCUUCAAGCAAGUAACAAAGAAAAGGAGUGGUUAUCAGCUCUGAUUCAUUCUGAACUAUCUGAGAUAAACCUAUUGACUCGCCACAGAGUGAACACCCCAGAGCCAGCUGCAGAGUCCAGGAAGUCACCCACCUCUGUAACACCCACAACCAAACUGCUGCAAAACUCACAUGCCAAGCUGAAAGCGCUGCAUGAAUCUAGAGAAGAGCAUCAGCCUCUCAGAAUGACAAGUCAAGGAUCCGAAGGAAACAAGAUGGCAUCAAAAGGAGCUGAGACCCCACUGUUUAUAAGAAGAAAUAAGAAAUUGCCUGUUACAGAAUAUUUCAACAAUCCAAAGUCUCCUUUCAAGCCCAACACUCAGGAGAGCAGAUCAGCAAGACCAAUGUCAGUAAGGAGUGUGCAAGGCUACAGCCCUCAGAGAGCACUCUAUCCCUUAACACAUGGAAGGGAGAAGUGAACACUAGGUGGUCCUUUCACAAAAGUGGACUUCACACUGACAGAACAUCAACGUAGUUUAAAAAUGACCAAACAGUCCUCUAUCUGGUGGCACAUGUAAGUCUCAAAAACACUUACAUAUAAUGCUAGAAAUAAAUAUUAAUGAAGACUAUUUCUAUUUGUAGUUGUAAUAUUUGUAGAAUAAAUACACUUAUUUAAAUGUCA
Messenger RNA from Rattus norvegicus (Norway rat), 1457 nucleotides. RefSeq names its product similar to human chromosome 4 open reading frame 17 (gene C2h4orf17). The record is from RefSeq and is marked validated. The transcript has 9 exons. The coding region runs from base 250 to 1254 and encodes 334 amino acids. Lineage: Eukaryota; Metazoa; Chordata; Mammalia; Rodentia; Muridae.